Molecule: messenger RNA, 850 nt
Organism: Cantharellus anzutake
Lineage: Eukaryota; Fungi; Basidiomycota; Agaricomycetes; Cantharellales; Hydnaceae
Exons: 2
Coding region: 256-426 (56 amino acids)
Source: RefSeq, a predicted model, not a curated record
CCCAGUAUACCGACAGAAAAACGAAAUCCUUUCUCUCGUGACCCCUGGCGACUCGCUGACACAAAAGGGACUCGGGCGGAGGGGCGCAAACGUAUUCUAAUAUCCUCAAUCUCAUUCGCUGCCAGUUCCCAAUGAUCGCUGCAGUUACACCUUAUCCCCGCAUGCGUGCACACAAACUUUGCCACAAUCUCCACUCAUCUCGACACCGCUCGCUAUUGUAGGAUCGCUUCGUUCGAGUCAUGGGGCCAACUACAAAUGCUCCUAUUCUGUCCACGCGUUGCACUGCAUAAGCUGUCCUAUUAUCGUCUUGGUAUCGAGGACUGUAGCCCGGGUUUCAUCUCCGCCCACAUGAGCAUGCAUAACCGCGUGCACAGUGGAUUGUUCCCCCAAAAUUCCUGUGGCAGGUCAGUCAUGUGCACACCUUGAUCAAAAUGAGGGUCGAGUGAAAAUUACCUUGGAAGAAGCUUCGCACACAGGUCGCAAAGGUUCAUUGCCAGAAAUCAAGCAGCUCCGUUCACCUAGACCAAUUUAGCAAAAGUUGAUCGAUGGAUCAACCCGCUUCCCCAAAGGUACGGUUAUGUAGUGCAGUUAUAGCACCGCAUGAGAGAAAUCACUGAAGCUGAUGGUUUAGACGUUGCCACGAAAUAUUACUAGGUGGCUUGCAUCUGAUUUCGGAAACCCCUUUUUCCGGAAUCCCCCUCGCUCUUCCUGUUGAGUUUAGACGUUCAACGGCCCAGAUUUGGAAACCCUUUUAGCGAGCUUGCAAAACCGGCAUUGGUACAUAACUAGGUCAAACGAUCGAGUCACAUCCCUGAAUAGGGGACGUUGAGGUAGGGAACGAGUUGUUCAC